AUGUCGACUAUUUCUACCUCUAUAUUUGCCUCUACCCAUUUCUUAUGUUCUACAAAUUCCUCAUCUUCUUCGAGAUUCUCUCUUCUUCCCUCCUCAUGUCCUUCCUCUUUUUCUAGAUACCCUUCAUGUUUCCACCAUCUCUGCCACUUUCGAAGAAAAACCCUAACAGUAGUUUUCUCUAAAUCCUCCGAGGCAGAGGAGGAAUUGUCAUCCGUUGAAGACGAGUGGCUCAAGAGACUUCCUGACAAGAAAAAGCCCUUGUACUCUCACAGUUUGCCUUGCAUUGAGGCUUGGCUUAGGGAUAUAGGGUUUUACCAGACCAAGGACGACCGUGCCGUUUGGUUGAUUGAACAGCCCGAGUGGCACGCCCAAUUGUCUCUUGAUAUAACUGAUCUGUAUAUAAGGUACUUGAAGAGUGGACCAGGAAAUCUUGAAAAAGAUGUGGAGAGGAGAUUCAGCUAUGCAUUAAGUCGGGAGGAUAUUGAAAAUGCUAUUCUUGGAGGACCUUAGAGAGAAGAGAACAAUCAUUCCUCCUGCCAUUUUUGGAGCAUUGGUAACAUCAGUCGGGCCUUUGUUUUAUAAUUUUCUUUGGUUGUGAUCUCCAACCUCUCCAACUCCUGUUGUCAGUCACUUGGAAGGCACCAUACCUUUUGUUAUUGGGAUCUCAUGUUAAAACAUGGUCUUUUACGGAAUUAGAAUUAAUACAAAUGAUUUUUUUUCUACUA
Messenger RNA from Hevea brasiliensis (rubber tree), 725 nucleotides. RefSeq lists its product as uncharacterized. The coding region runs from base 1 to 510 and encodes 169 amino acids. Lineage: Eukaryota; Viridiplantae; Streptophyta; Magnoliopsida; Malpighiales; Euphorbiaceae. The record is from RefSeq and is a predicted model, not a curated record. The transcript is spliced from 3 exons.